AACAAAAGGCCCGCGCUGCCUCAGUCCGUCUGUUUCUCUUCGGGCGCUUCGACUGUUUCCGCCUUCGCGUUCGGGCGUUUCCGGCGCCCGCCGCUCUCGGUUCGUCCCGCCGUUCCCAGGUUGCUGUCGGGCUCGGGGACGGGAGCGGCGCGGAGGAGACCGGACGGGCCCAGAACACCCGCCACCCCUAAGCACCCGUGCCUUGGCUGCUUCUUGCCCGUGCUGGAUUAUGCUCGUCACAUUCUCCCUGUGUUCCAUCAUCUGGUUGAAUCGUGGCUUCAAGUUACGAAAAAGAGGUUGUACUUACGUAAGUGCCUGGUCUGCAUCAGUGGGCCUGCCUCUCCUCCAUGCAUAACUCUUGAGGCUCUCGUGGGGGAAGUUUCUUUGCCCCCCUUCCAUCCCUCCUCCCACGUUGCUCAGCCUGCUUGGCAUUGAGUAGCCCAUGGAGGGCACUGAAGGGUACCAGUACCGGGCCGUCUACCCAUACCACAAGGAGCGAGAGGAGGACAUUGAUCUGCUACCUGGAGACACCUUGGUGGUGAGCAGAGCAGCCCUGCAGGCCCUGGGCUUCAAGGAUGGUGAUGAGCAGGUGCCCAACCAGAUUGGCUGGAUUCUGGGUGUCAACGAGCGCACCAAGCAAAAGGGGGACUUCCCAGGCACAUACGUGGAGUAUGUUGGACCCAUCAAGAUCUGUGUGCCAUCCUACCGGCCCAGGAUGACUCGGCCCCUCCCAGCUGCCCCUGCGGCUGGUGCCUCCCAUGUGCAGGAGGCCUUGGAACAGGGGUUGAUCCUUCCGGAGCUUCUGGAGCAGCUCGUUCCCCCUGAGGUUGCCCCUCCUUUGCUGAGCCGACUGGUGGGCGCCAUUGAAAGGAAAGGGCUGGAUUGUGAGAUGCUGUACAGGACGCCUGGCUCCGAACUGAGGCAAGCACAGAGAAACAGCUGGCCUCUGGCUGGCGACUUGGAGGCUUGGGAUGUGCUGUCCCUGGGCGAAGGCCUCAAGAGGUACCUGCAAGAGCUGCCAACCCCAGUCGUGCCUGACAGAGUGCAUGGGGAGAUCCUGCAAGUGCUGCAGGAUGCCAGCCCACCUGAACUUGUACGGACACAGCUGCUCUCUGUAUUAGAUCCGCCUGGCCUUCCUCUGCCCCAUCUUCUCACCCUCCAGUUCCUCCUGCGUCACUUGGCAAAAGUGGCUGAAGAAGCUGAGAGCAACGGGCUGCGGCCCCGUGUCCUGGGCGAGAUCUUCGGGCCUCUGCUCCUUCGGAGGCCUGCCGCUGCCAGCUCUGAGAUGAACCCUGACUUCUCUGUGCUGUUCCUGGAGACUCUUCUGUGGACCAUGAAGCCCAAGCAGGCACUGCCCCCGCCAGCUCUGCCCCCCAAGCCCCCCAAGCCAAAGCCUGCAGCGGUAGCCCUGACCAAUGGGAACGGCGUGGCUCUGCAGGAUGCCGAGUGGUACUGGGGUGACAUCUCCAGGGAGGAAGUGAACGAAAAGCUCCGAGACACUCCAGACGGCACCUUCCUUGUUCGAGACGCAUCCAGCAAGAUUCAAGGCGAAUACACUCUGACGCUGCGGAAGGGGGGCAACAACAAGCUGAUCAAGAUUUUCCAUCGGGAGGGCAAGUACGGUUUCUCAGAGCCACUGACCUUCAGCUCCGUGGUGGAGCUCAUCAAUCAUUAUCGGUAUGAGUCUCUGGCCCAGUACAAUGCCAAACUGGACACACGGCUGCUGUACCCCAUCUCCAAGUACCAGCAGGACCAGGUGGUGAAGGAGGACAGUGUGGAAGCUGUUGGGGAGCAGCUCAAGGUCUACCACCAGCAGUACCAAGACAAAAGCCGCGAGUACGACCUUCUCUAUGAGGAGUAUAUGCGCACCUCGCAGGAGUUGCAGAUGAAGAGAACAGCCAUCGAGGCCUUCAAUGAGACCAUCAAGAUCUUUGAGGAGCAGAGCCAGGUGCAGGAAAGGUGCAGCCGGGAGUACAUUGAGCGUUUCCGGAGGGAGGGGAACGAGAAGGAGCUGCAGCGGAUCCUGAUGAACUCGGAGAAGCUUCAGUCCCGCGUCUCCGAGAUCCAUGACAGCAAGAGGAAGCUGCAGCAGGAUCUCAAGCAGCAAGCCUUGGAGAAUCGCGAGAUUGACAAGCGCAUGAACAGUCUCAAGCCCGACCUACUGCAGCUGCGCAAACUCCGGGACCAAUACUUGGUGUGGCUGACCCAAAAGGGAACCCGCCAGAAGAAAAUCAAUGAGUGGCUGGGCAUCAGGAACGAGACUGAGGACCAGUACUUCAUGAUAGAGGAUGAGGAGGAGCUACCCCACCAUGAGGAGCGGACAUGGUACGUUGGCAAGAUUGACCGCACCCAAGCUGAAGAGAUGCUGGCUGGCAAGCGGGAUGGGACCUUCCUCAUCCGGGAGAGCAGCCACCCUGGCUGUUACGCCUGCUCAGUUGUGGUGGAGGGCGACACCAAGCACUGCAUGAUCUACAAGACGGAGACAGGCUAUGGCUUCGCCGAGCCUUACAACCUCUAUGCCUCGCUGAAGGAGCUGGUCUUGCACUACAGGCACACCUCACUGAUGCAGCACAAUGACUCGCUCAGUGUCACGCUGGCACACCCCAUCCUCUCCCCACCUCCACCCAGGUGAAGAGCUGAGGUCGGGCACGCUGCCUGUGGAUUUAUGAAUGGGAUGGAUUUGCAGGGGGGCUUCUGGCUGCUUUUCCUUCAUCCGGGCAAGGAGCGCCAGCUGGAGCCUGAGCUGCUGGGCCUGCCUGCCUUGCGUCGCUGGGUGCAGCUCGGACUCUGGCUCCCGCACUCCCGACCCCGGUAGCUGUCUGCAAGGAUCCGGCAGGGUCUGGCGUUUCUCUGCCCCCCUCCCCCAGUCGUCGGCAUGCACUGCACUUUCUUGCAUAAAGCCAUACUAUUUGCUGCCCUGCCUAAAAUGAGGAAUGGGCCAAAUGAGUUCCACAAAAGGGCUGUUCCACCUUCAGGAGACACUGGCCAUGCUCUUCUACUGCUUCCAGAGUCCUGUGAACUUGUCUGAAGCCAUUUGAUCAAUGAAGAAUCACAGCUGGCUUUCCAGCCCCCGUUUUAACUUCUGUGUCCGUAUGUGUGCUUGUACACAGAGCUCAGUGUUCCUGAGGAGUGGUGUGUGCGCACUGGCUCUCCUCUUGCAAAGGCCCUUCGUAUGUUCAGUGACAGAGAGAAUGCUUUCCCCCACCAUGUAGUCACUGCAGGACUGGGCUGGCCAUCCAGGAGCCGUGUGCCUGGCGGAGCACGCAGGUGACUGGACAACGGGCAUCGUUUUCCUUUCAGACCCCAUUCUAGAGAGAUUGCCUCAGCUGUCUGCUCCCCAGCCACCCUUGCUGGGACUUUUUCUGUGUUAGGAUUACGGAAGUUUACUAAGUCAUUGUACACCCAGUAUUUGUGUCAGAACUUGUUAAUAUAAAAUUAAAGAAAUUUUGUAUGGUACUUCAAAG
Molecule: messenger RNA, 3464 nt
Organism: Eublepharis macularius
Lineage: Eukaryota; Metazoa; Chordata; Lepidosauria; Squamata; Eublepharidae
Gene: PIK3R2
Product: phosphoinositide-3-kinase regulatory subunit 2
Exons: 17
Coding region: 443-2632 (729 amino acids)
Biological process (GO): phosphatidylinositol phosphate biosynthetic process; insulin receptor signaling pathway
Cellular component (GO): phosphatidylinositol 3-kinase complex
Molecular function (GO): protein binding; 1-phosphatidylinositol-3-kinase regulator activity
Source: RefSeq, a predicted model, not a curated record